AUGAAGCUUCAACUCGCAUUCCUCUUUGUGCAGCUAGCUGUAGCUCUGCCCACAGAAUUGCUGAGCAGCGAUGCUGAAAUGACAGCCCGCAGCAUCGACAUCACGGAGCGAAGCUCAACCUUGGAAGAUCGCCAGGCCGCUAUUAGCAUCGAUCAGCGAUUCAAGAAUAAGGGCAAGGUCUACUUCGGAACUGCCACGGACCGCGCCUUGCUGCAGAGGGACAAGAACGCAGCAAUCAUCAAGGCCAACUUCGGUCAAGUCACGCCAGAGAACAGCAUGAAGUGGCAAUCUAUCCAGCCGAACCAGGGUCAGUUCAACUGGGGCGACGCCGACUAUCUCGUGGAUUUCGCCACACAGAACGGCAAAUCAGUCCGUGGCCACACUCUCGUCUGGCACUCCCAGCUUCCCACAUGGGUUUCGAACAUCCGUGAUGCCAACACGUUACGGAGCGUGAUCCAAACCCACGUGUCCACCGUCGUAGGACGCUACAAAGGUCGUAUUCGCGCCUGGGACGUUGUCAAUGAAAUCUUCAACGAGGAUGGCACCCUCCGCAGCUCAGUCUUUUCCAACGUGCUGGGUGAAGAGUUUGUCAAGAUCGCGUUCCAAGCGGCCCGCGCCGCCGACCCCAACUGUCGCCUCUACAUCAAUGACUACAACCUAGAUCGUGCCGGGGUCAGCAAGGUCAACUUGAUGCGGUACUACGUCGAUAAGUGGAUUUCUGAGGGAGUCCCUAUUGACGGCAUUGGUACUCAAACGCAUCUCAGUGCUGGUAUGGGUAGUGCUGUGCGUGGCGCCCUUGAUCAACUCGCCUCAGCCAAAGUCACUGAAAUCGCCAUCACCGAGCUCGACAUUGCGGGGGCACCCACUGCUGACUACAAUGCCGUCGUCAGCGCCUGUUUGGCCGUCCCCAAGUGCUGGGGUAUCACCGUAUGGGGUGUUAGUGACAAGGACUCGUGGAGAACGGGAGCGAACCCCCUCCUCUUCGAUUCCAGCUUCAACCCCAAAGCGGCAUACAACUCCAUUGUCCAACUCCUUGGAUGA
Messenger RNA from Colletotrichum spaethianum, 1041 nucleotides. RefSeq names its product endo-1,4-beta-xylanase 3. Gene Ontology annotation, biological process: carbohydrate metabolic process. NCBI's taxonomy places the organism in Eukaryota, Fungi, Ascomycota, Sordariomycetes, Glomerellales, Glomerellaceae. Gene Ontology annotation, molecular function: hydrolase activity, hydrolyzing O-glycosyl compounds. The record is from RefSeq and is a predicted model, not a curated record. Bases 1 to 1041 code for a protein of 346 amino acids. The transcript has 4 exons.